Aplosporella prunicola CBS 121167 is the source of this 2414-nucleotide messenger RNA. RefSeq lists its product as uncharacterized. Lineage: Eukaryota; Fungi; Ascomycota; Dothideomycetes; Botryosphaeriales; Aplosporellaceae. The transcript is spliced from 5 exons. Bases 424 to 2253 code for a protein of 609 amino acids. The record is from RefSeq and is a predicted model, not a curated record.
GGCGCGCUGGCCGAAGGAUCAUUCCAGAGUUUUUUCCUCCUUCGCGCGAGGCGAGGCGCAGCGUGAGCGGUGAAGGCGACAGGUGCGAAACAAGACGUCAACCGUCAGGCCGGCCAGCGGUUAAGGUUUGGGUGGCGCAGGGGUGCGAGUCGAGUGGUGGCUAUUUUGGGCGUGCCGUUCCCUUUGGUCGCGUCGUGGAGAUGAGAUGCAGGGCGGUGGGGGCCGAGAUGGCGUCGUUAGUUUGGCGUUGCUUUUGCCGUUUGACUGGCUGUUUUGAUUGCCCCUUGUCUCUAGCCCAUCCCUCCGCUUGCGCCUCAGCCCUCAGCCUACUCUAGCUGCCGCCUGACAAAUGCUCAGUAUAUAUCCUUUUCCCUUCCCGCCCUCCUUCUUUUCCGCUCGUAAUGCUCCGCAUCCGCUGCCAAAAUGCGCGACUCACUCGGUAGCGCUCUCAUCAUCGCUUCGGCUCUGCUUCCCGCGGCUCGCGCCGCCACUCCCGAGCCCUGGCCGCUCUGGUACAACGAGACAGUCGGCCCUGACGGUCCGUGGAAUGCCAUCCACUUUAGCAUCGACUUUCCCGACCAGCACGUGACAUUCCAUCCGUCACUCCUCGAGACAUCCCUCAUCAUCAACGCAUCGGCAUGCCAGGCCUCGAGCGCCAGCUGCCCGCUGCCCACGCCGGGCAUGUGGGAGGGCUCGGGCGCCCAGAGCCUCUCUGCCUGGAAGAACAGCGCGUCCUUUGAGCCUACGGCCCUGACCGACGAGGCCGGCAAGUACAUGACCGACGUCAUGGGCUUGGAGGGCAACAUGCGCUACAUCGCCGAGCGCUUCGUACUGCAGGCCAACGAGGGCCGCCGCUACAAGUUCUUGGACAACCACGUCAGUGCCGUGUCCGACAAUCUCACCGUCAAGUACCCGGGCGGCACGUCGUACACGCUCGACGUCGGCUAUUGGUCGCUCAACGGCAUGCAAGACACGUUCGGAUACAAGUCUGCCAACGGCAGCCAAUUGGAGAUGAAUACGACGCUUGCCGAUGCAGUGCUACAAGACGCCGUCGCCUCCACCAGCUACAGUCUGCACGUGGGCUCCGUGUCCCAGAACAUCUCGGGCAGCCUCUACCUCGGGGGCUACGACCGCACGCGCUGCAUCGGCACGCCCAUCGCCACCGACGACAACUCGUACCUGUACCUCGCCGACGUGGAGCUGGGCGUCGCCGAGGGCGGUUCCGCCUUCAUCAACACGUCGGCCAAGCGCACCACCGGUCUGCUCAAGACCAACGGCACCAAUGCCGCCAGCCUGCCCCUGUCCACCCGCCCCGACCCCGGCGUCCCGUACAUGUACCUCCCCGGCGCGACGUGCGACGCCAUCGCCGCCUACCUGCCCGUGCAGUACGACGCCGACUUCGACCUCUACCUGUGGGACACGACGGACGCGGCCUACACCAAGAUUAUCAACUCGCCGCACUACCUGUCCUUCAGCUUCCACACGGCCGGCAAGUCCGGCACGACGCAAAACAUCGACAUCCCCUUUGCGCUGCUGAACCUGACGCUCUCGGCGCCGCUGACCCCGUCGCCGACGCCCUACUUCCCCUGCCGGCCCUACGACCCCUCGCAGAGCGACAGCGCGCCGAGCACGAUCCUCGGCCGCGCCUUCCUCCAGGGCGCCUUCCUCGCCCAGAACUUCGACUCCAAGUAUCUCUGGCUGGCGCAGGCGCCGGGCCCCGGCGCAAUCGACUCGACGGACGUGCACGUCAUCGACGCAGACAGCACGAGCCUGACGGCCGCGAUCAGCCCCGUCUGGAACGCAACGUGGAGCAGCGUGCUGAAGCCGCUAGCCGGCGACGCGAGCGGCACGGACAGCGCGGGCGGCGGGGACAAGGAUUCGGCGAGCGACUCGGGCCUCUCGACCGGCGCGAAGAUUGGCAUCGGCAUCGGUGUCGGCCUGGGCGCCGCGAUCCUGCUGCUGCUGCUUGCACUGUUCUUCCUGCGCCGCAAGAAGCAGCAGCGCCGCCAUACCGCGGUGCCGACGUCGGAGCCUUCGCCCGCGCUCAUCGACGUCGAUGGCCCGACGGCGCCGCCAUACGAGGCACAGCAGCCUGGGUCGUGGGCGAUGCAGGAUCGUAAGGUCGGCGAGAUGGCGCCCGCCGUGGGCGAGCUUGAUAGCAGUAAUUCCGGGGCUGGGGUGCAGGAGCUGCCGAGUCCGGGGUUUGAACAUGGGCAUGGGCAUGGGAGGGGCCAGGCUUAUGAGCUGGCGUAGGGGGUUGUAGUGGAGUGGCGAGAGGUGAAUUAUAGAUUAUGGAUAUAAUGUGGUGGUGGUGGUGGUGGUGGUGGACAUGGGACUGGAGACGGGGUUGGGAUGAGGGGGCGAUGUAGUGUAUCUGUACGUAUAUAUGAUGAAUGCAUGGAUGAUAUACCCAG